Dermacentor andersoni is the source of this 8301-nucleotide messenger RNA. RefSeq names its product monocarboxylate transporter 12-B-like. The record is from RefSeq and is a predicted model, not a curated record. NCBI's taxonomy places the organism in Eukaryota, Metazoa, Arthropoda, Arachnida, Ixodida, Ixodidae. Gene Ontology annotation, biological process: transmembrane transport. Gene Ontology annotation, molecular function: monocarboxylic acid transmembrane transporter activity.
UCAAACGACACCGUGCUUUCUCUCGGCGAUAAAUGCAGAGAGAGCGCCGAGGAGGUGAGUGACACGGGGCUCUCGCUUUCCUGCCCUCCUCCGCCGUCCGGUUCGGCGCGGCGAGAGGAGCGACCAGAAACGGGCUUCGCCGGCGCUCCUCCGAGCCGCGUUGCCGGCCACAGUGCCAAGCGUCGCCCGCCGGAGCGGUACCCCACCCGAUUGACGGGAGACCACCCUUCUGACGUAAGCACUCUGGCCGGUCUGCGUCUCGCCAGGACGACGUCUCGGGAAGCCCGCGCACAACUGGCGCGCCAGUCGGCGGCGGAGGCUGCACUGCGCCGUUCAAGUCGGUCGCCCUCCCAGAGCUCCGCUGCUUCCACAGAUUGGCACACGCAGGGUGCCCCCCCGGCAGCCAUGACGACCGGGCUCCUGGAGAAGAAAGGUCCCAGCUCGGCGGCCGGCCAGCAGCAGCAGCCCCAGAGCGGCGGCCAGCCGCCCUCGAAUCCUUACCAGGACACCUUCCGCAGCUGGGUAGUGGGCGUGGCGUGUGCCUGGAACUUUUUCUGGCUCACGUUGGUGAACCGCUCUAGUGGCAUCCUGUUCGUCGCCAUCUUGGAUGUGUUCAACGUGAGCCGUCAGGAGGCCGCGUGGUCCUUCAGCCUCAUGGACACGAUGGCCAGCUUUACUAUCAUCGUGUGCAGCGUGGUGUACAAGGUGGUGGACACGCGAGAGCUGUCCAUCAUCGGAUCGCUCACGGUGUCCGGCGCCUGCAUGCUCUGCUUCCUGGUCUUUCGGGUCCAGGUAAUUACAGUCGUUCUGGGAACCAUCAUAGGCAUUGGGCAAGGCAUGAUGUACUUCUGCAACACGAUCGUGAUCAACCAGUACUUCAAGCAACACCGGGCGUCGGGCAACGGCAUCUACUUCGCCGGCGGCACGCUCAGCUCCUUCUUCUUCCCCCCGAUGCUGUUCAGCAUCAUCAACACGUACGGGCUGCGCACCACGCUACUCUUUCUGGGCGCUAUUUCGCUGAACGCCGUCCCGGCUUCCAUGCUGCUCGAGUCGCCGUUCAGCCGCAUGCGCCGUAUCGACCGCCACAAGAAGUUGCGGCUCGUCGCCGUCGACAAUGAGUGCACGCCCGAGAAGAUAAAGCUGCCCGUGGAGCGCUCUGCGGGCAGCAGCAAUGUCGAGGAGAAGCUCGAGCGCUGGUUCCGCAGUCAGCUGGCCGUAUUCUCGUUCCUGCGGAGGCCCAUCUUCUACGUCAUAGUGUUCACGGGCAUCACCUUCUCCUUCUCGUUCGUGGUGUUUCCGGUGACCAUCGUGGACUUCGCCAUCAGCCGCGGCGUGACCAGGAACCGCGCCGCGCUGCUGCUGACUAGCUUCUCGACGGGCGACCUGGUUGGCCGCCUGUUCAGCGGCGUGCUCACCGACCGCAAGCUGCUGCGCAAGGACCACAUGAUGGUGCUCACGUACGCCGUUUGGAGCGCCGCCUUCUUCGCGCUGCCCGUGUGCCGCGCCUACGAGCUCACUUUCGCCGUCACCGUGGCGCUAGGCGUGGCCGUCGGCAGCGGAGGGAUCUUCAACACGGUGCUGUUGGCAGACUACCUGGGCGUGCGGGUCAUGCCGACCACGUUCGCCAUGUACCGCAUGGUUCUGGGCAUCAUUUCCCUUAUCCGGCCUUUCUUCAUCGGCUACUUCCGAGACCGGAUAGGCACCUACGAUGGUCUGUAUUUCCUGUUGGGAGCCUACAGCUUUCUCAUCACCCUCAUCUGGAUCGUCAUAUCCAUUGUGCAGUACAGCAGAAGCACCAAAAAGUACAACCUCAAGUGAAGCUGCCCAAGCCGUACCCACAUCGUUCGGAAGCGCCCACCACCACCAACUGCCAUCAUCAUCAUCAUAUUCAUCAUCAUGUCACUGCAUAACUACCCACCAUUUUGUGCAUACUUCUCAUUGCAUACAAAGAAACAUUACAACUUGUGAAAGCCAUUCACGUUGUCCUCGUCUCUGAUAAGUAUGACAAGUGGUUCUGUCAUCAGGCUCAAACAGAUGACAUCGAUCUGCUAGCUCAGUCUGCAAGCAAACAAUUUGAGAUACGCCAAACAAAAUCACUAAAUCAGUAAAGACUGAAAAUUGUUUACACUUCUUACUGAAAAAAUGUUGACUGUUAAGGAAGAAAAUUAACGUCAAAUUCUCACAUCUUGAAUUUUGCGCAAAACACGUAGCCAAUGACGGUAGUAUUUCUAUUUAUUUAUUUUUUCUGCUCUUUCUGGCUCAUUAAACUUCCACACAAGGUAAGACUGCUACUAGCAAGUAAAAUAUCGCGAUCCAUCAAUGUAGCUUUUGACUGACGUCAAGACCCGUCGUGGUGUCUUAACGGCUAUGGCGUUUCGCUGCUGAGCACGAGGACACGGGAUCAAAUGCCAGCCGCGGCGGCUGCAUUUCAAGGAAGGCGAAAUAAAAAAAACGACCGACGAUUACGACACUCCCUGAUGCGAAAUUUAAGCGCAGCUUUAUACUUGUUUUCAUUCCGACAUGUACUGAGGCAAAAAAUUUGAGACCGAAAUCACCGCACUCUCUGGCAGUAGGCUAGUGCCACCAGCGCCUUCGCAGAGGGAGAGGCAGUUUGGCAACGCUAGCAUGAUGAGUGGCAUCGGAGGCAGCUGUGGAAGAAGACGACGAAGAAGCGAGCAGUGCACGAACUUGAGGGGCAGUAUGGGAACGCUGGCAUGGUGAGUGGCAUCGGAGCCAGCUGUAGAAGUGGCGUGCGUCUACAUGUAGUACAAAAAUCCCUCACGUGACCUGAUCCUAGGUGCCUAGGACAAGGGACAGGAUCAUUUAAGGACUUUUGAGAAGGCGCAAUGGUGGCGCCAAGUGAUGCCGUGGCGCGUUGAAUCUCCGGCCGAUGCCAAUCGCUCUCCGCAGUGGGUUCAGCGGUUCAGUAUUUCUUGGCGAAAAGUCGUGCAGUAGUAGUGGUGUGGCAUAUCGGCUUUUGAUCUCAGUGCACUACUGCGGCCGAGAAGUCCAGUCUUAGUUUAGGUUAGGAUAAGACGAGAUUCGGACUUAAGUCUAUAGUUAGAGGCUCACGUUUGUGCAACUCAGUGGUGCUGACGAUCGAAAUAUUCAAGUGGCGUAGCGCCUCGGCAAUGCAAUUUGCGAACCGGCACUGUGCAGCUGCGUCGCCGUGUUCGCCCUUUUCAGCAGCGUCAUCACAUCGCACAUGCACCUUUACUUGACGGCUGUCGUAGGCGUAGGUAUUGUACGUGUUCUUCGCCACGACUUAAGUUACGUAAGUAAUAUAACGUUUAAGGUGGUGUUUGCUCACAACUGUUCACGCGUCCUUGAAAUGGGGCAGCGCAUGUUUUCAAUCGUGUUGAGCGCAAGUGCGCUAUCCGUGACUUCAUGUGAUUUACUUUUAUCGUUGCCUUUACGACAAUUAUCGCGUAGUGCUGUGAACAAACCGGAGCUUUAGUGACAUCACAUGGUCGGCCAAAAUUACACGAACUAAAAUGCAGAGUAGAUGUUUAAUAUUAUUGGUACUAAGGGCGCGAUAAACACAGUGAGGUGGAGCUUGAUACUGUGCCCUGUGAUGUUCAGGUGCAUCUCUGCCCGUUUUUCGCGCUCAUAUAGAUUUAGCAAUGGGACGCAAUGUUCUGUUCAAUGAUGGGACGAAUAAAUGUGUAUAUGCGUCUGCAGUAACUUCACCGCAACAGAUUUGUGUAAUGCGAUAAAGCAAAGUGUAUUGCUGUGACAGGAUGUAUGGUAGCCCUAGUUCCAGCUUUGAUGUCCCCGUUACCCUGAAGAUGCUUCCCCGUCCGCUUUACUAUACUCUCAGGUGCUCCUGAACUCUCUAUUUGCCGGUAUUUUUAUUUUCACGUGCUGAAUGGUCCCACCGCAAUACAUAUAUGUAGUGAGGUGAAGCUUAUUAAAGUUACCAAAUGCUUUGACAGUGUCACACCUAACAGUUUUAGAAUGACAUGGCCAAUACAACAGCCCAGACCUUCACUUCAACAAUUUUAUUAGGACUGUCAAACUAACCUUACGGCACAGAAAAACAAUGUAAACACCUCAAGAGUUGAUUAGCAAGUAAUACUGGAAAGCACAAGUCUAGUAGUGGCCAAGGGUGUGGUAAAGUGCUUUAAACACUCAACCGACACACCCUAAGUGCUUAAAAAUUUCUAGCAUAUUAAUGCAGGUUGAUCAGACUUACUGCGAUAUUGGCUGCUUUACAAUGAAAAUAAUAGUAUUGGAUAAGAUGAUGCAAGCGACUCGUGUGCUGCUUGGUUACGCAAACCACAUAGGUCCCAGAAAUACCCAAACAGGGUUCUUGUUUACGCAUGCUGCUUGCAUCCACUAAUAUAAAGCUCCCUAAUGUUGCAGUAUAACGAGAGGCUGUAAAAAUAGGGCUUUGAACUAUACUAUUCCAAUUUUGUUUCUUCCAUACUCAUACAACCUAAACACUGCGCUGUCGUGACAGCAUCUGCCUAGCUCAUUGACACAUCUUGCGAGAAAAGCAGUGAUCACUCAGGUAGAGUUGCCUGUCCUAAUAUUCUUCCAAGAAUUCUUUAAACAGUUCAUUUUUUAUGCACGAAGCAUGUCAUGCCCAACUAGAAAAUUAACCAAGCAAUAAGCUACUAGAAGUAGCUAAACAAUCGGCAGUCUUCUGAAGUCAGCUUGAUUUGCAGCUCCUAAAAUUGGCUAUUAUUGAAUUAGGGCAAGGAAAGAACAGCUUGAAUAAAUAUAUGUCUCAUCAGAAAGUUGUGGUGGUGUGCUGCAGGCUAAGGCAGUGAAAGGAAGCCGUUUUGGCAUUGGUCUACCUCUGUCCCAAAACCAGGCGCCGUAGCCGAGGCGACUUUACUUGGCUUUUACAUCUUCAAAUUCGCGUUUCCGAGCACGGAAUACUCAGUCGAGGUGAGCUGAAUGCACAUCGCCCACAUUGGGGAUGCAAAGACGUACGGCCAAGAGGAUGCCACCUUGACGAAGCAGACACCACAGACCUCAAAUUAACAAAUGACACCAACUAUCCCAACUGCCACACCCGCCAUUAAAACCAGAGUGGCAGUACACAUACCUAACAUGGGAAACUGGGGCCUUCAUCCAGAGUGUCAGUGCGACUCUGUCCCAAGCGGCAGCGAGAAUUAUCCAAUAUAAUACUUGAUGUAGGGGUGAAAAUGUGCCACAUUAACAAAAUCAGGGUUUCAGGCUGAGACCAUUUCCGUUAUGCACUUGAGUCUGCAGAACGUGAAGGUGUUGAAGAAUCGCUAGCAACACGCAUCCUUUACACACUGCAAAGAGCUGCAUGCGAACUAGAACUUACUGGGGAAACAUCCAGCCCUGACAAGCAUCUCCUGCAACUUUGGGGUAAGCAAGCCAAGCUGCAUACUGCAUACUUAAAUUGUGGCUGCACGCAACAAACCCUGAUCAAUCUUCUGCACAAGACUAAGCGGGCAAGAUGUCAUGCUAAGAAACUUGCCAGAGACCAGUGGAUGGACCACUGCGCGUUAUUUGAACGUAUAGGUAUAGGUAAGUUGUGACACACUCUCGGCUAUAACAGUAUGAGCCGAAUACUGUAAUACUAUUGAAAACACGCUGCUCGAUCUUCAGUGCACAUCUGAGAAACUUGAGGAAUAAGUUGCAGAUGCAUUCCCCGACCACCUCACAGUGACUGACCGUCACCUGAGUUGUAUGCACCUCAAUGACCACGUGCCAAGGAAGGAAUGGAAAGCAUUACAAUGGCAGAACCUGUUGUUGCUCUCGAGCAUGUCGACACUUAAAGCGCACGUGGCAAAGAUGGAGUCAUUUUGCAGAUGUUGAGGAAUCUUGACGAAACGAGGAAGCAAGCACUAUUGCUUGGAAUCAAUGAAAUCUGGAAUAUUGGGAUACCCCACAGAGUGGAAAGACUUGGUCAUGAUGCCACUACCGAAACCAGGCGAGAAACCUGACACCAUAGUGAACCUUUGAUCACUCUCACUCACAUUGACAGUGUGCAAAUUGACUGAAGGAAUGUGCCUCGUGAGGCUGAACCACCAUCUGGGAAACACAAGACUAUUUCCACCUGUACCAGAUUGGUUUCUGGCCUAAGGUUGAAAUGUGUGACAAUAGCCUCUUUCUCCAUCAAAGCAUCGCCAAUACCAGCCGCUUCGGAGGAAAGAUAUAUGGGUUUUUAGUCACAGUAGAACCAAGAAGGAUGCUGAGCACAGUCUGCAACGAGGAGGUACUGGUGGCCUUUCGUGAAGCCUGCCCAGGCCUUAGGGUGACCAGUAUUGCCAAAGCCUCUUAUGCAACCAAGUGUUUGAAAUAUGAAGUUACAGUGAACAGCCAAAGACUCUUACCAGCUGCACAGGUGUAAAUGCAGGUAAAACCCGGACUAGCACACUUAGUUGCAAUAGUGAUUCGCUAAUGAGCUAAGAAGGUGACUUAACAGUUGGCGAUAAGGUAUACCGAAUGCAGGUAUGUGCAGUAUGUAUAUAUACGGUUAGGCCGAAACAGAUGCAUUUUCUCUAAAGCAAUAUCAAAAGCUCUGUUUUUUUUUUUUUUUUUUUUUUUCAAGAUGCCACUCGUGCUUUAGGUAAGUGUGCACGGGGUUAUCUAAAGCUGCAUAGGCAAAAUGACAACUAGAUACAGCUGUUAAGCGUAAUAUUUUUUCUGUGCUAAAUUCUUGCUCCUUGAACUCAUUCGAGAUGAUUAACUGUAGCAUCAAAGUAGUGGACCACUACCAGAACAAAGGCAUGUAGUGUGCCCAUCUCAAUUCUUGUGCAUAUGCCAGUCUUCUUUUUUUACAGCAAUAGCUGCUAUGGGCUAACUCCCCUGGUUGUUCUAAUGACUACUGGUGUUGUCACUGGAAUUCUCAAAUUUCUUGCUAGAAUAUUGCAAAUAAAGUUCUCAUUGUGCUGCGAGGAUUCAAACAUACGAUAAAAAGAUUGGCAGUCCGCAAUUCUAUAUUUCAGCCACUCUGCUGAAAGUACAGCCGUGGUAAAUACUGAUCCUGGAGAGCGCAAUCAAGCCAACAGGUGCCAUGAUUAGCUAACACCUGCUCAAUGUCUGCAUACUGUAUAUAGAGCUGGCGUCCCCGCCUUCAUGUUCUUACUCAUCACUUUCCCACUUGUGAAGGCAGUCCUAUGUUAAAUUUUCUUAUUACAUGUAAUGACAGUGAUUGGGUGCAUCAGCUUCAUUAAUCUUCUUCUAGUGCUUGGCUUCUCAGAUUUACUGUAUGGGGCUGUUGUGUCGUGUUUUCCUCAAGCACAACGCGAGACCUAGCAAUGGGUAGGCCAAAUAUAGAUUUGAGAAAACCGAAACGAAUUCAGCAGUAAGAAGCUAAAGGGUUGUUUUGGUGGAAACCAGUGGCCAAGUCCGGAUAUGAAAGAAGAGAAAGAAAAGUCGAGUCUUUCCACUUCAACACUGGGAGGCACAACUCCCACAAAUAAAUAUGACUCGUACUUAUUUUAUUUCUUUAAAGGAGCUUACUGACUUGCAUUGACAAGUGUUCACUUCAACAAACACUGCAUGAAGCAAGCUUCCUGUGCAUAUUUCACCAGCUACUGCAUCAUUGUUUCGCAUUAUGAGUGAAACUGCAAUUUUCUUUUGCCACAAUUUGCCUAAUUUUGUGUUUUGCAGAAGGGUGUUAGCAGUGCUAUUAAGGCACUUAACUACUCGAGGAUAGUAGUAGAGAAAAAAGGUAAGAAAGCAGUGGCUUGUCGUACGUAGACUAUGCAUACACCUGGUGCUCUUAUGGUCACUUUUCCUUAUCUGUAAACCAUUCUAAACAAGAAAAGCUUAUACACAAUUACUGUGCAAAGUCAGACCAAAACUAAACCAGAGGUAUCCUUGGUAAGCAAGGUAUAUUUAUUUGGUGACUUUUUGCGGCCCUGCUAUUGAGCUUUCUUUCCUGUUAUGUUGUGCAGGUUCAUAAAGAAGUGACGAGACAGAUUGACAAUUUUAAUCAUUGAAAGACUUAGCGAAAUCUUUCUUGGGUUGUUUUUUCUUGGUUUCAGACUGUACAUUGCACUUUCAGGAAUGUUUUCCUUGUUUUUGCUUUUGUUUCAAUUAGUUUAUGGGGAGGGCAUGUAAACAUCUUUUACACCAUGUCAAGUAUGUGGUGCCAUAGUGUUCUUGGAUGGAGUCUUGCCCUUUCAUUCUGUACACUAUAAUGUCUUUUUUUCUGUGUCCAAGGCCAUUUUACAUUUCAGUACGAGUGUAGCAUUUUGCUAAGUUUUACCUCUGUCACCCAAGCUUGAAAGCUUGCUGCCCACUGCUGGUGGCAUACUUGCAAAUUACAUUUUUUUUCAAUAAAAGGAAGAUUGUCACUUAUCCUGUGCA